GCUUGAGAGGUUUUAUUUGGUUUAAACGACCAAUCGGGUAAAUAGUGUUUUCAACACUGGGGAAUUCCCUAUCGAAACCGUGCGCUUUUACUGGGAUAAAUUAAUUUACGUCCUAGAAAUAAGUGAAUAUUGAAAGUUUAAUUGCAUCCAAAUCAGAUCAGAAAUGGGGAAUCGGCAUUCGUCUUACAAGAAGAAAGGUACCAUUUCCAGAAAGCAUCCAGCACCACAAGAAACACUACAUACCGUGGAUGGUUUGGGUCCGGAACUAUCGCAGGAAGUUGACAAUAAUGGACUUUGCAAGGAACCGACAGAUAAUAUUUUGGUCACUGACAUAAAACAGUGUCCUCCUACACCGUGCCCAGCAUUUUACAAAAAGAACGACGAUGACCAGCCGUUGGAAAUGCAGAGUGUUCUCACAAACAGUGGUUAUAUUACAACUCAAUGGCUCGUUGGGACAGAACAAGAGUCUUGUUAUACGCACGAACCUGCUGCUAUGGAUAAAGACGAUGCCGCAAAUGUUCCCGCAACAGAAUCGGAAAAUGGUGACGUUGCAGUGGAUACUGGUGCAAGUCAGUGCCAUGAAGUAGACCACAAUGAGAACCAAAUUUCUGUUCCGUUCGAAGACGACGGUGUAUAUGCUAGCAUUCCUCCAUCUCGCAACACAAACGAUGUAGGGUCUUACAGAACAAAUUCUACCGAAGGAAGUUUUGCACUUAGCAUCGAAAACCCAGAAUAUUUUACCAGAGGUUGUUGUCAAAGGAGUAGCCAGCUUACAAACUGGUCCAUUGCGGAUUCAGCGUACACAGCUUCAUCAAAUAACAGUGAUCAUAAUGGUUCCGGAGAUUAUUUCUGCUUCAACUGCAUGGCAUGCAGAGCAGAGAAUAUGGAGUACAUGAUUGACGUUUAUAAAAGAACUUUGCAACGUGACCUUCGUGUUGAGGAUAUAUUGCCAGAUCUUCACUGUAUUGAUGACCUAAGGAAAGAAGAAAUCGGAAAAAAGUCCAGGGAAUCGCGACGAGGGGCUGUGGACAUGUUAAUUGAAUCCAUAAAAUCUUCAAAUGAACAAGGAAAAUGGCAGAAUCUUAUAGAAGCUCUGGAAAGAUCAGAUUACAAUUUCAUUGUGAAACUUCUCAAGGGGGAAACAGAAAACGAUCAAGAAAAAAAUAAACAAAUACUGUCUUUGAUGUCGCAGCAACUGAUAAACAACAUCCAUCUUGAUGAUAGUUUAGAUAAGUUAUAUGCAGCUGAAUUGCUUAAUGACAAGGACAAGGAGGACAUUGAAUCUGAACAGAAGAACCACGGGCCUAUAGCUGCUGCUUGCAAAAUGUUUAACAUUGUUCCAACAAGGUCACACGAUUGGGAUAAACGAUUAUCAGGGAUAUUGGACGAAUGUGGGCUCAGUGACGUUGCGAAGCUGCUACAGUUUUCCCAGGAACCUUCAACGUCACUUAAAAGCGAUGAAACUGAUCCUAAGAAAGGCAAGUGUAGUCAUUCAAAACACCACUACGAAAAAAUAUACAGCAGCAGAAACAGACAUGUAGUCAUGCACCAUAAUAAUGAGUCUCAUGGCAAGACAAAUGAUGCAGGCUUAUCAACUGAAACGGGCAAAAUAAUUAUUGACCUUAGAAAAAACGUACAGAAUAUCGAAGAACAAACUGAAAGGCAUAUAUCUGCAGUUAAAGAACUAAAAGCUAUUCAGCAAAAAGAUAUUCAAGAACUGAAGCACGCAGCUGGUGAAACCAGAGAGAAGAUGCAAUCACUAAAUGAGCAGGAAAUUGCAUUUCAUAGUGAAAUCAAAACAGAACUAACAGCGCAGAAUAAACGUAUUGCAGACAUGGAACUGCAACAACAAAAACUAUUUGAUGAAUUGAAAAAUUCACUAUUAGAUAUCAGAUGCGCAAUAGUAGAUUUGACAAAGUUGGUCGAUCCUUCCCCACCGGAAGCAUGUAAGCAAUCUGAACGAAACAUGACAAUUGACAGUGGAUUUUCCGGAGGGUCGGGUUCAUUUCCAGAGGAGGAUCCGGAAAGUCAAAUAUAUUCUGAAUUUGGUUCACUCUAUAGAAUUCCAGAGGAAUACAAUACAUAUUUUUAGACUGUACAUAAUUAUGUUGCAAACAAUGAUCAUUUGGAUAAAAUACUUUGGAACUUUUUUUGCAGAAUGUGCUUAUCCACACCAUGCUAUUCAUUGUAAAUCUACAUAUAAUUUGUCGUUCUGUUGUGAACACAUUGACGUGAUGCUUACGGCGCAACUAAAUUCAUAACCCGCGUUCACAACAGCAAUUUUUUAACUAUGGCUUCAUGUUUUAAAUUAAUUUCACUAACAAUUGGCAGACUAACUUUAUUGUACUUAUAGAUACCUGUUACAUAAUUUAAAACUGUUUGUUUGGUACAACUGAAAAUGUUCUGUUCUGCUGACGUCGCAAUGCACACAUAUAGAUUGUCUUUUCCAUAUCAUUUUACCAGCUGAUGAAAGUAUUAACCGGAUAACCGUGUCUUAUAUUUCGAUCUUCUCAGAUCGUUCAGCACGGCUUUUAUGUCGUAUUGUUGGUACUCUUUAGUUUUUCUGCUUGAACAUUUCGGUCUGGGUGGUUCCAAUAUUCCCGCUUUGGGUUUGUCUAAUCACCCCUUGGAUAUCGUGCCAGCUUUUUAGUUUUGUCUUUCGGCAGUUCCUGUGAUAUGCGGGCUCCAUAACCUCAGAUCCCCUUUCUUAAUUCAAGUUUGUUUAGUUCUCCCCAUUGUUUUCUCAUUUAAGGCUUUUUUUUAACUGGGGACCAUGGAAUUACACGCUAGUGUAUCAUUGAAGGUUCCAUGUGAACCGCCAUAUGAACACAUCUGCGGAUGUAGGCAGGCUCUGUCGCCCCGUUACGAUUUAAAAGCAAAUUAAUUUCACAUUUACUUUCGUAUUGAUAAAUUACCUUCUUAAGUCUAUUAUUGAUUAUAAAUGAAAAUAAAACCAAAUAUUCAAUGAAAUCUAGGCGGUGUUUCUGUACAAAACACUGAAAUUGUUACACAACCAAAAAGCGAGAACUGUUUGCUUGAAUACUUUAUUGCUGGUUAAUGUAUACAGCGUGUUGAUCUGAACGUAAAAGGCUGAAAUUAACAAAGAAAGUACACUUAGUAAAAAUAUACAUGUUUUAUGUUCCUUAACAUAUACCCAGAUUAAAUAAAAAUGCAUGAAUAAACAGUAGAAAAAAGA
Messenger RNA from Mercenaria mercenaria, 3196 nucleotides. RefSeq lists its product as uncharacterized. The coding region runs from base 164 to 2092 and encodes 642 amino acids. The transcript has 11 exons. Lineage: Eukaryota; Metazoa; Mollusca; Bivalvia; Venerida; Veneridae. The record is from RefSeq and is a predicted model, not a curated record.